Molecule: messenger RNA, 1754 nt
Organism: Dalotia coriaria
Lineage: Eukaryota; Metazoa; Arthropoda; Insecta; Coleoptera; Staphylinidae
Gene: Aps
Product: diphosphoinositol polyphosphate phosphohydrolase 1 Aps
Exons: 3
Coding region: 1002-1451 (149 amino acids)
Biological process (GO): diphosphoinositol polyphosphate metabolic process; diadenosine hexaphosphate catabolic process; adenosine 5'-(hexahydrogen pentaphosphate) catabolic process
Cellular component (GO): nucleus; cytoplasm
Molecular function (GO): bis(5'-adenosyl)-hexaphosphatase activity; bis(5'-adenosyl)-pentaphosphatase activity; endopolyphosphatase activity
Source: RefSeq, a predicted model, not a curated record
UCAGUGCUUGUCUCGAUCGAAAAGUGUAAUUAUUUUCGGUGCAAAUUAAUCUGUCCGCGAGUGUAAAGUUCGGUAACGUGCUGCCGGCUGCUGGUCAAUACCAAAAUUCGCACGCAACGCCGGUUCGGUUGUCUCCACAUCUGGCAGAUAAGUCUGGCAUUGCAGCGGCGCUCGCCUCAGCUCGUUUGUCCGCCCGCGGCCCGCCGUCAGCCGAGUGUGGUGUGUGCAUGGCGUGUGCCGUGUCCGUGUCGUCGCCGUCGUGAGGUGACCGUGUCUCCUCGCCAGCGUUCCCGUGCGCCCGCCGCCGUCGUCGCCGCGCCGCUCGCUCUCACUGAGAACUCGGCCGAGCCGACCGUAAAAGCACCCGAAAAAAAUCCGCUCGCGAUGGGCAUCCAGUUCUCGACGUACAGCUAGCUGAUCGACGGCUGGCUGCAAUCGCGAAGGCGCCGCCACAAACCACGCUCAUUGCGAAUUAUUCGCAAUUCGCACCGAGCGCGCUCCCGAUAUCCGCUAAUAUUCGCGAGCGAGGUGUGCGCGCGUGGUGCGAUCAUUGUGUAAGUUUGAUCUCGCGUUAUAUCGGCAAAUUCGUGCGGCGUGCAGUAGUGUCGGCGCGGCCACAUUGUCGCUCGCCCGUCCGGAUCUCGCAUAUGUAAGCUGCAAAAACAUGUUUUUACGCGCCUGGGAUUUUAUGCAAAAUGGAUGUGCAGGCGACGUCGUCGCUACGGCCGCCGGUCUGUAAGAAGAGAGUGUCGACUUAUCGCGCGGCAAUGGCUGUUGCUCGCUGAGGACGCAGGAGGAAAAGCGGAAGCGGCAAAGGACGACUUCAGUUCUCGGAUAAACCCAUUUCACCGGCAUCCAUCGUUGUUUGUUUUUGCCACCGCACUUUUGUAAUUUUUUUAUCUAUUCGUAACGUGGACUGCUAGUCGGCUAAUUAGCUAGCGUGUCGAACAGUUUCGCGGCCGGUAUCGCCCAACAAAAACACACUAGACGCACAUCUCAAAAUGGUCAAAGAGAAGCCGAAUUCCAUACGCAUUUACGACGACGAGGGAUUUCGCCGGCGAGCCGCCUGCAUUUGCGUGCGCUCGGAUGCCGAAACCGAGGUACUCCUGGUAACAUCCUCCCGGAGGCCUGAGAAAUGGAUCGUUCCUGGUGGUGGCGUCGAACCGGAAGAAGAGCCUAGUGUGACAGCCACCCGCGAAGUUUUGGAAGAAGCUGGAGUCGUUGGGAAAUUGGGUCGGAGUCUUGGUAUCUUCGAAAAUCGUGAGCACAAACACCGAACCGAAGUAUACGUGAUGACCGUAACGGAAGAGCUGGAUGAAUGGGAGGACUCGCGCGCAAUCGGCAGGAAACGACAGUGGUUUACCAUCGACGAGGCCUUGGAACAAUUGGCGCUGCACAAGCCGGUGCAGCGCCACUACCUGCAGCAGCUGAAGCGUUCGCGGCUCACUUGACUUGACUCACGCUCAUUUCUUAUGCUUUUUAACUAAUCACACACACACACACGACACAAACACACAAUUGAGGAAAGAGAAAAUCAUCAAACGAAAAACGCUGUCUACGGUCUUAUCUUUGGACUCUCAUCAUUUUUUCGACGAAAAAAAAACGCUUCUGUUAUGGUUCAAUGGGUUGUACAUCUCUACAUCUAUUUACAUUGUAUAUGUUAUAUAAUGAUGAUAUAUUAUGAUGAAUUAUGAUGAAAUUUUGUAUGCGACAUUAAUGUGAGAUAACUAUAUUAAUUAAAUUUGUAGUUUAUA